AUGAGUUCAAGUUAUAAAGAACACCGACCUAAAUCGGCAAAAGCACAUCCUCCUAAAUGUCAUCCUACAUACGUCGUAGCAUUCUCUUUAAAUGAAAAUGAAGAUACAAUGAAAGCAGUAAAUGAUGACACAAACCUUGAUGCGACCAUAACUAAUUCAACAGUGGUAUCAAGUGUUAGAGAUCCAAACAAUAAUACUAUAAGUAGGAUAACUUAUAUUUUGAAUGAAAUAAUUGACAAUAUGACUGUUAGCAACGACGAUGACAAAAUAAAACAGUCUGUAACCGAAGACACUAUUGAGAAAAUCCUUGAAGAAAAUCACCAAUCAAACGUUUUAUUUAACAGUAACCUCAGUUUAGGGGAUAUAAGUUCAUCGAAUACAAGUACAGACACAAUUCGCAAUACAUCUGAUUCAAGUAAUUUAACGAUAUGUAGUAAUGUUGGAUCUUUACCGACAGAAAACUCAAACACAACUCUAAAACAUCAACAAAAACAUGACGAUUUAUAUUCUAAUUUCAUCAUUCCUCUGACAAGUAAAUGCAGCAUUUUUUCAGCUAAAAAUAAUGAGCAGCUGGAAGAAGUGAAUAAAACUGCAAAAAACAGCAGUAUUUUUUGUAAUACAGCUGAAAAUUUAACAAUAAACGUCCCAAGUGGCAUUCAUAUUCAGGUUUCCAAAUCUAAAAGUUCUUUAAUACUAGAUAACGUUAUUACACCAUACAAGACUGAUUGUAUAAACGUUGCCUUAGUGCAAAUGGAGAGGAGUCCUAUAGUUACUUGCAGCAAAGAAAAAAUUAAUUGUACUAAUAAUUGUAAAGUUAAUGAGAAUAAAUCAAAUUCUCUUGUAUUACCAAAAAAUAUUCCCAAUCCAGCAACAGACUAUAGUAAAUCGUAUCUGGUCUCUAAAAUUUAUAAUGAAAAUGAAAAUAGUGAAACAACACUUGUAGGUUCUGUAUUUUCUGGAUUUUCGAGUAGUAAUGAUGAACGUUUACACAAUACUGGAUCAAGUAUAAACAAGACUGAUGAUUCCAUGUGCUCUUUGACAUCACGUUCUCAAUAUUAUUCCAGUACCGAUGAAAAGCUAGAAGAUUCUUCUGUAAAACCUAGUCCAAUUUCCAAUACCAUACCUACGACCAGUGAUGUAGAGUAUGUAAUAGACACAAAUCACGUGAUAAUAGCAGAUGACAUGCGUAAGCUGUAUCCAUUAAAAAGUAAAGGCGAUGGUCAGCAGUUUAUGGAUAAGUUUACACAAAAUUUAAUUAAGAAGACCUUUGACAUUAAAGAUAAUUUUCAAAAGAAUGUGACCGUCACUUUACCGAAUGAGUCUACUAUUCAAGAAAUACUGACACAGAGAGAAAAUGUACAAAAGUUAUCGUGCUCCGAAGAGUCGAGAAAUUUUCAGCCAUUUCCUGAUAUGUGGGAAAAAAUAUCUGUAACACUUGAUUUAGCUAUAAAAAGAUUAGAGGAAUCAUUGAGUGACAAGAUACUAAAUGAACUGAAAACGACGUUGCAUAAAAUAGAACAUUUUGCUAACCAAAUGUCACUUCAGAAACCAAACGAAUCUGGCGAUGUAGAUGCAAUCGAGAAAGGAGAACCAAAUACUGAUGAAGGCAUGCAAUGUAAUAUUAUACAAAGCUAUGUGAUAGACAAUCUAAUGAUCAAACUGAGCGAAGAAGACCAAUCAGAAGGGAGUGCUAGAACUAAGAUCCUGAAAGUAAAACACCCAAAAAUCUUAGCCGACACUUUUGAAGUUCUUAAAGCGUACAGUAAGCCCGUUUCUAUACCAACUGGUGAAGGUGAUUCCUUGAGGGUGUCGUCUGGAGAAUCAGAAAUAUCUACGCAAUCUCGAAGGCGGAUACUAUUUCAUGGCCCUUUGAGAUUUUUAAGAGAAAAUAGCGUUGUCCUUGGCAGUGUCCCAGCAUUUUUUGUUUACAUGUUGGUAAUUUACGGUUUCGUUAUGUUGGUUGUAAAGGUUUAA
Pieris macdunnoughi is the source of this 1974-nucleotide messenger RNA. NCBI's taxonomy places the organism in Eukaryota, Metazoa, Arthropoda, Insecta, Lepidoptera, Pieridae. The record is from the annotation of a GenBank genome assembly.